Molecule: messenger RNA, 1145 nt
Organism: Artibeus jamaicensis (Jamaican fruit-eating bat)
Lineage: Eukaryota; Metazoa; Chordata; Mammalia; Chiroptera; Phyllostomidae
Gene: PSMG2
Product: proteasome assembly chaperone 2
Exons: 7
Coding region: 136-936 (266 amino acids)
Biological process (GO): proteasome assembly
Cellular component (GO): cytosol; nucleus
Source: RefSeq, a predicted model, not a curated record
CACAGUGCGCCUGCGUCGCGCGAUGCUAUAGGAAUUCGAGGUCUCACAUAUUGCAGGGACCUGCGAUUUAUAGUUUUCUCACCUCGUUCCUGCCAGGACAAGGGCAUACCUCUUUCUUCCCGCUUCAGUGCGACCAUGUUUGUUCCCUGCGGAGAAUCGGUCUUCAACCUCGCGGGUUUCACUCUCUUGAUGCCAGCAGUAUCCGUUGGAAAUGUUGGCCAGCUUGCGAUAGAUCUAAUUAUUUCUACACUGAAUAUGUCUAAGAUUGGUUACUUCUAUACCGAUUGUCUUGUGCCGAUGGUUGGAAACAAUCCAUAUGCAACAUCAGAAGAAAAUUCAACAGAACUCAGUAUAAAUGCUGAAGUAUAUUCAUUGCCUUCAAAGAAGCUAGUGGCUCUUCAGUUAAGAUCCAUUUUUAUUAAGUAUAAGUCAAAGGCAUUCUGUGAAAAACUGCUUUCCUGGGUGAAAAGUAGUAACUGUGCCAAAGUUAUUGUUCUUGCAAGCAGUCAUUCAUACCAUCGUAAUGAUCUACAGCUCCGCAGUACACCUUUCAGAUACCUACUUACGCCUUCCAUGCAAAAAAGUGUUCAAAAUAAAAUAAAGAGCCUUAAUUGGGAAGAAAUGGAAAAAAGCCCAUGCAUUCCUGAAAUAAGUGAUUCUGAGUUUUGUGUCCGUGUACCUGGUGGAGGUAUCACAAAAACACUCUAUGAUGAAGGCUGUUCUAAAGAAAUCCCAAUGGCGGUUCUGCUGAAAUUUGUUUCAGAAGGAGACAAUAUCCCAGAUGCAUUAGGUCUUGUUGAGUAUCUUAAUGAAUGGCUUCAGAUAAUCAAACCACAUUUACAGUGUGAUGACCCCACAGCAUCUGCCUUGCCAUGGAAAAUGCCAAGUUCUUGGAGAUUACUCUUUGGCAGUGGUCUUCCCCCUGCGCUUUUUUGAUCUGUUUUUAGUUUUACACCUUAUGUCCUAAGACAUUUGUGUCCUCAAAACUGUUAAACAACUAUAUAAAAAGCAGUGUUAUCUACUGUAUCGGAAAAUAAUCUUUACUUUUCACAGAAAAAAAUGAAUUAGCAAAAGCUGGUUGUUGCUAUGGCUUUCAUCAUAUGCAACAAAUGUGAAUUUUGUACAAUAAAGUAUUUCCUAAGUAA